AGCGGAUUGCAAUAUUCAGAAAGCCUUCAUUUUCACUUCUUUGGUGAUAUAACCUAUUUGCAACUAUGCUUGCGGGCUGCGGCUUGACUCUUUAUGAGGACAUUCUUAGCUGCUGCCAAAUGCGAGACUACUUGGGAUGCUGGUACUUCAGCUAGAAGAGCAAUUCAUAACCCUCUCGAGCAGUUCUUUGAAGCUCAUAGAAGUGUGGAGGAUGAUAAACCUGUUGUGUAUGGUCGGAGCUGGAAGGCAUCUGAGCUUCGUCUCAAUUCCUGGGAUGAUCUUCACAAACUAUGGUAUGUACUUCUCAAGGCUCAACGUCAAAUGCUUAAUGCUCAAAACUUGAGAUUUCCAAAUCCAGAAUGUAUCUCCAAGGUAAGAAAGUCUAUAUGCCGAAUCAAACACGUGCUCACAGAGAGGGCGAUCGAUGAGCCAGAUCCUAUGAG
Cuscuta epithymum is the source of this 443-nucleotide messenger RNA. Lineage: Eukaryota; Viridiplantae; Streptophyta; Magnoliopsida; Solanales; Convolvulaceae. The record is from the annotation of a GenBank genome assembly.